This is a messenger RNA of Closterium sp. Yama58-4, 825 nucleotides long. NCBI's taxonomy places the organism in Eukaryota, Viridiplantae, Streptophyta, Zygnematophyceae, Desmidiales, Closteriaceae. The record is from the annotation of a GenBank genome assembly.
AUGGAUGCCUGCGUCGCUGCCUCGUACUCCGCUCCCAAGUGCGCUGUCACCGCGGCACGCAGCUCCUUUUCAAAAUCCACCACUCCGCUCGUCCAAUGCAGCGCUUUCCGCGGCACACCACUUCGCACGCCGUCGCUUUCAGCUGGUCGUAGGCCAGUAGCCCCGGUAAAGCAGAGGCAGACAGUAAGAAGCGGGCUGUUUGAUUUCGUUGAGAAAAUCAGCUUCCCAACAGAUUUGUUCACGGCGUUGACGGGCUCGAAGGUGAGCGACGAGCAGCGCGCGGCGCUCAAGGAGGAGCUGCUGGAGGCCAUCGCGCCGCUCCAACGAGGACUCACCGCCACGGAGGAAGACCAGGAGAUCAUCGAGGAGCUGGCGGCGCAACUGGAGGCGGUGAAUCCGACAAAGCAGCCGCUGCGGUCGCCGUUGAUCAACGGCAAGUGGAAGCUGCUCUACACCACGUCCGACACCAUCCUCGGCCGCAGUAGGCCCUUCUUCCUGCGCCCCUCGGGCCCCAUCUUCCAAGCCAUCGACGCGGAAACACUGCAGGCGCGCAACCUCGAGACGUGGCCUUUCUUCAACCAGGUGCAAGCCACGCUCACGCCCACGUCCGCCUCCGCUGUGGACGUCAAGUUCGACGUCUUCAAAAUCCUCUCCUUGGUGCCCAUCAAGGCACCAGACACAGCCUGGGGGUCCCUUGAAAUCACUUACCUAGACGACGACCUCAGGAUCUCGCGGGGCAACAAGGGCAACCUCUUCGUACUUACCUUGGAGGAUGCCUCAUACCGCAUUCCCCUGGGAGAAGAAGAGAUUGAGGAAGAGGAGUGA